Messenger RNA from Dalotia coriaria, 1053 nucleotides. RefSeq names its product retina and anterior neural fold homeobox protein 2-like. The transcript is spliced from 3 exons. Gene Ontology annotation, molecular function: DNA-binding transcription factor activity, RNA polymerase II-specific; RNA polymerase II transcription regulatory region sequence-specific DNA binding. The record is from RefSeq and is a predicted model, not a curated record. Bases 286 to 873 code for a protein of 195 amino acids. Gene Ontology annotation, biological process: regulation of transcription by RNA polymerase II. NCBI's taxonomy places the organism in Eukaryota, Metazoa, Arthropoda, Insecta, Coleoptera, Staphylinidae.
AACAAACAGAUAGCUAUCGUCGAGCGCCCCAAAGGACGACGAGUUGAGCCGCCACCGACGGCAGUUUGCGACCAAACGCUAAACUGAUAAUAACUUGAAGAACUCCUCUCUCGACUUAACAAACUUAAUUUUGAAAUCAUACAUAAAAGUUACAUUUAAGUGAUCACAAUUAUUAACUUGUGUAAAUAUCAAAAUAUUAAAGUUACUACAUUUGAAGCAGCUUUGAAGCAAACAGAUAGUUUGAAGUUUAAAAACUUUGAUAUUUUUGGUGGUUACUACAUAAACAUGGCUGGACCUUAUUUAUCUCCUAUGCCAGGAGAUUUGCUGACGGAAUACAUGUUUGGACGUCGCCGACAACGACGGAAUCGCACCACGUUCAGCCCGCAACAAUUGCAAGAGCUUGAAGCAUUGUUUCAGAAAACGCAUUAUCCUGAUGUCUUCCUCAGAGAGGAAGUGGCAUUGAGAAUAAGUUUAUCUGAAGCAAGAGUACAGGUUUGGUUCCAAAACCGACGCGCAAAGUGGCGUAAACAAGCUCGUCUGCAACUACUUCAAGACGCAUGGAGGAUGCGUUGUCUAGGGUUAACUUCACCACCACUUAUAAUUUCUGGAAGACAUUGUGGUGGAUUACCAGGUGAUCCUAUGCCAACUGAUAAACUACCAGAAGGCUAUCCUCUGAUGCAUCCUGGUCUUCAGCCGCCUCCACCGCAAUGCCCCUGUUCUCCAGGCGUCAGUAGUCGCAGUCCCAGCAUACGAAGCUCACCAAGCCCACGUCCUCUCUCACCAGGUGGCCCUGACGAUCUCUCGAUGAGCAAACACACUUCGGAAAGUGAACAUUUAAACAACAAUAAAAUUGAUGUUGAUGUAAAUAAUUAAUUUUCAAAAUUCAACAAGUCAAACAAUUUAACAUCUAAAACCACAUAAUGUAUUAUAUAAUUAUAAAAUAUGUAUUUAGAAGCAAAUAUUCUAGCUAUGUAGAUCGAUUCGAAUGUUGUAAAAUUCGUGAUUAGGCUAAUCAAUUAGAUAAGAAUAAAAACGCCAAUAUAAUAAAAACCA